GCGUGUGCGUGUGUGCGUGUGCGAGCGGCAAAGCUUCUUCUCUCGAUGUCCGCUUCCGCGGCCGGCAAUGGAACUGGAGCCGGUGUUUUGUUCCACCACCCCGAGCUGACCCGGUGCCUCGGUUGUGGGCUCUUACAGGCAAUAGCUUGCUUGAUGGACAUGAACGCGUUGCUGGACAGAUUUCACAAUUACAUCCUACCGCACCUCAGAGGGGAGGACCGAGUUUGUCACUGCAACUGUGGAAGGCACCACGUGCACUACGUGAUCCCCUACGACGGGGACCAGUCGGUGGUGGACUCCUCGGAGAAUUACUUUGUGACCGACAAUGUGACCAAGCAGGAGAUCGACCUGAUGCUGGGGCUGCUGCUGGGCUUCUGCAUCAGCUGGUUCCUGGUGUGGAUGGACGGCGUGCUGCACUACGCCGUGCGCGCCUGGCGCGCCAGCCGCCGCUACGACACGUCCUGGUGGUGGCUGCCCAGGCUCUGUAAGCUGAAGGAGCUGCGCAAGCGCCACCCCCGGCAGUACGAGGAGCCCACGGGGAACAUGGUGCACAUCAAACAGAAGCUCUACCACAACGGGCACCCCAGCCCACGGCACCUGUGAGGGACCCGGGACUGCAGCAGCUUUUAACCACACACAGGACUCCUCUUCCUCCCGGGACAGCCUCUGCAGUGCUCCCAAGGCAGCUGAGGACACGGAUUUUCGGGAUGUCCACGGGUGGACAGGCCACCAUGCACAACUAGAGCUGGUCCAGGGCGCUCUGCAGCCAAGGCUUUGCACUGUGUUCCACGUUUUAUUGUCAGACUGGUGUAAAUAUGUAAAAAAAAAACAACAAAAAAAAAGCAGACAAACAACACCAACAAAAAGAUUUGCAUUAUACUUUCAACCCCCACCUCAUUUUCCCCUGGCUGUCCUGCACAUCCUGCUGGGAAUGUUGGCCGAGGGGAUGGAGGUGGGACAGCACCAAGAAGAUGCAAAGUGUCUCCUCCAGGAGCUCCAGCCCCACAAAAUUUCUUUGCUCCUUUGGCUGCUCUGAGCCUCCCGUGGCUACAAGGGCCUGGCUGGUCACAGGUUUGGAUGGGGGAAGGCACAGUGUCCCAUUUCUGGGGGUUUUGGGGUUUUUAUCCUUUGGUUCACAGGUUUGGAUGGGGGAAGGCACAGUGUCCCAUUUCUGGGGGUUUUGGGGUUUUUUGGGGUUUUUGGGGUUUUAUCCUUUGGUUCACAGGUUUGGAUGGGGGAAGGCACAGUGUCCCAUUUCUGGGGUUUUUAUCCUUUGGUUCACAGGUUUGGAUAAGGGGGAAGGCACAGUGUCCCAUUUCUGGGAUUUUUGGGGUUUUUAUCCUUUGGUUCACAGGUUUGGAUAUGAGGGAAGGCAAAGUGUCCCAUUUCUGGGUGUUUUGGAGUUUUUUUCCUUUGGUUCACAGUUUUGGAUGGGGGAAGGCACAGUGUCCCCUUUCUGGGGGCACAGUGUCCCAUUUCUGGGGGUUUUGGGGUUUUUUUGCUUUGGUUCACACGUUUGGAUGGGGGAAGGCACAGUGUCCCAUUUCUGGGGUUUUUGGGGUUUUUUGGGGUUUUUGGGGUUUUAUCCUUUGGUUCACAGGUUUGGAUGGGGGAAGGCACAGUGUCCCAUUUCUGGGGGUUUUGGG
Haemorhous mexicanus (house finch) is the source of this 1646-nucleotide messenger RNA. RefSeq names its product transmembrane protein 240 (gene TMEM240). The transcript is spliced from 3 exons. The coding region runs from base 46 to 603 and encodes 185 amino acids. Lineage: Eukaryota; Metazoa; Chordata; Aves; Passeriformes; Fringillidae. The record is from RefSeq and is a predicted model, not a curated record.